Messenger RNA from Penicillium canescens, 1332 nucleotides. RefSeq names its product DUF3984 domain-containing protein. The transcript has 2 exons. The coding region runs from base 1 to 1332 and encodes 443 amino acids. The record is from RefSeq and is a predicted model, not a curated record. Lineage: Eukaryota; Fungi; Ascomycota; Eurotiomycetes; Eurotiales; Aspergillaceae.
AUGGAGUUUACUACCACUUCGGGGGGCUUUCGCUCCCGGCGCUCAUACCCCAACCUCAACCACGUCUCCCUAGCACCACUGACCCCACGAUUCCCCAUAGACGACGACACAGAGCCAACAGACUACUUCACCCAUGAAAAUGAAUCCCCAACCAGCAUCAACCACGAACACCCAGCCCCAUCCUACCUAUCCAGCAUUUCAGUCCCAAGCACGCCCCCAAUCCUCUCCCACUCGCGCAGCAGCUCACGAACCCGCCACACGCGCAGCAAAAGCUCCAACCGAACAGGCCCAUCAAGCGACUCAAACCUCCACAGCCACGGCCUCUCCAAUCCCAUCCACCACAGCACACAAAAGAAACCAGCAAGCACCUUUCCGGGGCGACGCCACUUCGCCGAUACACCGAACACGCCCAAAAUAGACGCGGAAUGGAUGCUUCGUGCGGGGAUAGCAUUGGCCUCGUCAACCCGCGAAGAGAAAGGCCAGAGCUGGCUCUCUAAACGCGAGAGCUCAACAAGCCUUGUCGAAAUGCCCGAUGACACGGCUAUCAAUAACCGCCACCACCACCGUACUAAAUCAGGCGCCUCUUCUUCGCGCAAGUCCCGUUCCGGCGCUUCCACACCCGGAGGUGCCCUCUCCCGUCGUAGUUCCCGUUCCCGUGGCGGGAGUCGACGCGGUAGCCGAGUCGGUCUGACAAUGACUACUAUCCCAGCCUCAUCAUCAUCCCCAGCAACAGCAGGGAAAAUCUCCAGCUCGGGCCCCAGCACAGGCACAGGAACAGCAAGCCCCGAAAUCCGCGGCCGGGGCAGAUUAGAGCCCGAUUUCGUAGACGAGCGUAUCCGCGCCGAGAUGGCUACAUUACAACACCAACACCAACACCGGGCGUUUUCAGACGAAGACUCGGAACUCUGGGACGGUGAAGACGGUGGCGCCUCAGAGUCUGAAUACGACUACGACUCCGACGAAACGCCUGAUGACUUUGACGAAGCAGAUCUGCAACAAUUAACGCGCGAGCGCGGGUUCGGACUUGGUGGUUGGAUCGACCGGCUGGUUGAGUGGACGCUUUUCGGAGUUGAGGAGUGGCCUGCUCCUGUCCCUGAUGCUGCGACUGCUGUUGCAGCGGCUUCGAGGAUUGGGACUGCGGAGACGAGUACAACUGUUACUUUUGAGGAUCCCGUUGUUUUGUCGACUGCGGAGGAGAGGGAAGCUGAUGUGCUUUCGGUUGGGGACGGGGGUUGUCUGAUGAUGAUGAUGGGGAGGGUAUCAUUGCCUCUGUUGAGAAACCUGGGGUUAGGGGUGGGUGGGAGGAUGCUGGGUGGUUAUUCCGCGUUGUGA